This is a messenger RNA of Cyanidioschyzon merolae strain 10D, 450 nucleotides long. RefSeq lists its product as hypothetical. The record is from RefSeq and is a predicted model, not a curated record. NCBI's taxonomy places the organism in Eukaryota, Rhodophyta, Bangiophyceae, Cyanidiales, Cyanidiaceae. The transcript has a single exon. Bases 1 to 450 code for a protein of 149 amino acids.
AUGCUCCGGAAUACGGGGACGAGCAGCGCCUGGAAGGAAAAAUAUCGGUGCAGCUAUUGCUCAGUCUGGAACGGUCAUCAUAGCCUCGCUACCGAAACACACAUCAACCGGGAGAAUCACCCAAAAAGGAAGAUACAGGGCGCCCUAAGGGGAUGCGUAGCUUCUGACUCGAGCAGGGCUCGCUCCGCUUCCUUCGCUUUGACGUACCCUGUCAGGGUACGGCGCGUCGGCAUCACCGGUGCAGCGCUGUCAGCUGUUCCAAAGCGUCUUGAAGGUUUCGAUCAAAUCGUCGUGCGACAACGUAACGGACACUCAGGGCAGACGAUGCGAACCGUCCUGAUUGUAGGAUCAGUGAUGUGUAUACACGUUUCACAGAGGACCUCGAAGUUUCGGUGCGCCUGUCGUCGCUUCGAAGACCUACAGCGUCGGUGCCAAUACGUACCAACGUGA